AUGCAGAAUGUUCAACGCAAAUUUGGUAAAUUGAUGAAGCGGUCUGCCGAUGGGGCAGACGUAGGUGGCAUCCUUAGUGAAUUCAACACGGCCGAUGCAGCUCUUGCCAGCUUUAUUGAAGCAACAAAAUCAUGGCGCAAUGCUUGGGACGAAACACUGAACACACAACUUUACGUUGCUGAAACAUUGCAUCUGCUGUACAAGCCGAUCGAAGUCGAGGAAGACCCGGAUAAUCCCAAUCAGCAGAAGCCGGCACCAACUCCGCGAAGAUACUUGGACAAAGCCAGUGACCUGCAUUCUAUCUACGCAAAUCUAGGGAAGGACUUAAGCACGGAGAUCAAUUCAAUUGAACCGAGACUACUGAGACCUGCGAUGGAUGCUAAGGACUCUCUCAAGAUGCUCAAAAAAUCUAUCAAACGCCGAGAGGAUCUCAAGCUUGAUUAUGAACGCUACAACUCACGCGCCGACAGUGUCCGACGCAAAGAGACGAGAUCCGCAAGAGAAGAAACUGCUUUGAUGAAGCACGAGAAUGACCUUGCACGGUGUAGCGCAGACUACCAAGCUGCUGACGAACAGCUCAAGAGCGUAUUGCCUCCUGUGUUAGAUGCUCUCUCAAGCCUUCUCACAGAUCUGCUCGCGAUUCAGAUCAUGAUACAGUACCAGCUCGUGGGCCAGAUGUAUACCCAACUACACGAGUACUGUCAGACCCAUAGGCUGCCUUCGCCUUCUCCAGCACUCGAGCAGGUGGUGUCAACGUUCGAAGCAGAGUUCACACCAUUCCGUGAAGAUCUUGAGCACAACAUCAGGACUCUCUCAAACGGCAAAGCCAUACAUCAACCAAUGAGUCUCCCGGAUAAGGAGCAAGGCACGGUCACUGGACUUGGACUUCGCAACAACUUUGCAAAAAGAACUGGUAGUCAUGGUUCACUACCCAAGCCUAGUAUGCCCGGAAUGUUGCGCAUCGGCUCUGGGUCAGGUGCCGGGUCCGGAAGAAGUGAGGUCGAGGAAGAAGCAGCACCAGUGAAGCCACCAAGGCCUGGUCGCAUAUCUUCCAGCACUAGACUGCACUCGCACUACGAGAACACGGCUACGCUAAAUUCGCAGUAUGAGGACGAAGAGGCACCUCCAGUGAAGCCACCUCGACCUGGAGCAGCUCCUAAUGUCGAUAUGGGAAGCAAGCCACGGAUUCCUUCCUUCUCCAAAGCCACACCUGUGGCUACGCCAGACGGGUACACGAAUGGUGGGGCAGCUUCUCGGACGUACUCAGCUACAAGCACACCUAGCUCGACAUCGACACCGUUCCUCACACCGUCUUCGACACGCCAGAGUCAAGGAUCAGACUACUUCAGUCGAGAGCGUAAGGCUUCUACGUCCUCAGGGACGUUCAGCGUCGCAGGCAAGAAGAAGCCCCCACCACCUCCUCCAAAGAAGAGGAUUCCGUCAUCACAAGGUCAAUAUGUAACGGCUGUGUAUGACUUUGGCGGACAGGGUGAGGGAGACUUGUCUUUCAGGGAAGGAGACAGGAUCAAGGUGGUGAAAAAGACAGGGUCGACAGAUGACUGGUGGGAAGGAGAAGCGAAUGGAAUGGUUGGCAGUUUCCCAGCGAACUAUGUCAAGCUGGAUUAG
Messenger RNA from Aureobasidium subglaciale EXF-2481, 1626 nucleotides. RefSeq lists its product as uncharacterized. Gene Ontology annotation, cellular component: actin cortical patch; medial cortex; mating projection tip. Lineage: Eukaryota; Fungi; Ascomycota; Dothideomycetes; Dothideales; Saccotheciaceae. The record is from RefSeq and is a predicted model, not a curated record. The transcript is spliced from 4 exons. Gene Ontology annotation, molecular function: lipid binding; protein binding. Bases 1 to 1626 code for a protein of 541 amino acids. Gene Ontology annotation, biological process: actin cortical patch localization; plasma membrane tubulation; endocytosis.